Messenger RNA from Tetranychus urticae (two-spotted spider mite), 2034 nucleotides. RefSeq names its product ras-related protein Rab-10. The record is from RefSeq and is a predicted model, not a curated record. NCBI's taxonomy places the organism in Eukaryota, Metazoa, Arthropoda, Arachnida, Trombidiformes, Tetranychidae. Gene Ontology annotation, molecular function: GTPase activity; GTP binding.
AAAACUAAAAACUGGUUUCAUGUUUACACUGUGGCUAUCAUUAAAUUUAAUGUUUUUGAUUUGUUCUGUUCAGCAACCGGUUGGAAUUAUUUCUCAACAAACAGUUAAAUAUCCAAUAGUCGAGUUUCAUGGCUCGUCAAAAUUAUGAUUAUCUUUUCAAAUUACUUUUAAUCGGUGAUUCUGGUGUAGGUAAAACGUGCAUACUUUUUAGAUUCAGUGAUGAUGCUUUCAACUCAACCUUCAUUUCUACUAUUGGUAUAGAUUUCAAAAUUAAGACUAUAGAGUUAAGAGGAAAACGUAUCAAGCUUCAGAUAUGGGACACUGCUGGACAAGAAAGAUUUCACACGAUUACAACCUCUUAUUAUCGAGGAGCCAGUGGAAUUAUGCUAGUUUACGAUAUAACUAACCUUAAAAGCUUUGACAGUGUAGCAAAAUGGUUAAGAACUAUAGAUGAACAUGCAAAUGAGGAUGUUGAAAAGAUGAUACUCGGCAAUAAAUGUGACAUGGAAGAUAAAAGAAUUAUUCCUCGAGAAAAGGCCGAGGCUGUAGCCAGGGAACAUGGAAUUCGAUUUCUUGAAACUAGUGCUAAAUCAAAUUUGAAUAUCAACCAAGCGUUCAUGGAACUAGCAGAGGCAAUUCUAAUAAAGAGAACCGCGGGAAGAGGAAGCUUGGAGGCUGCUGAUCGAGUUAACAUCACUCAAACGGAAAAUAAAAGCUUAAUAAGGUGCUGCAAUGUAUGAAAAAAAAUGUUUACAAAGGAAAAUUUUGCUGUUGACUUAUUUGGAGAAAAAUUUUGACUUACCAACCAAAGAGUGAUAAAUUCAACUAAAAAAGAAAGAUCAACUGAAAGCAAAACGGUUUACCGAAGGAUACUAAACAAUAAUUUUAACUAAUUAUAAUCAAUGGAUGAUUCUGAAUUCAUAACUGAGAUGUCAAGCAGCUAAACUGUUUUCGACUAUUUCCACCUUUUCCCCUAUACUUUCAUUCUUUCUUUUCCUCUAUUUCGCCUUCCCUUGUGUUAAUGCACUUUGACUCUCAAUCAUACUUUCCCCUUCACUUUUGCUUACAUCCUGUUUUUGCUUUUGUUUAUCUCUCUAUCUCUCUCUCUAUUUAUCUCUCUAAUUUUCUCUCUUACUAUCUCUUUUUGUCAAUCUCAAGAUAAAAUAGUGUUUCGAUAUUCAACAACUCUGAAACUAUAAAAUUAUAAAAACACACAAAUUAUUCUCUACUCCAAAAUCGUGGUAAAUAUGCAAUGGCAUGACAAUAUGAAUUUAUGGAGCUUUCAAAAAAUACAAGCCAAAUCAAGUCAACAACUAAAGUCAAAGAUUGUAACAUCGGCCAGUGAAAAGUUAUCAUUUGCAAUGGACGAGACAUAGAAAUUUACUCAUUUUAUGCAUCAAGAUAUACUCAACAAUACUAUCAUUCAUUUAAAAUUUGAACCUAAACCCGUUCAUGUUUAUUCUGUUUUUGUUUCUGUUUUGUUUUGUUCCUAUUUUUCUCUCUUUUUUUUCUUUCUCUCUAAAUUACUGUCAAAUGUUUAUCAUUAGAUUUAGAAACCAUUUUCUAACCAAUUUUUCACCUUGGAGUUAACCUUAUCAAUGACCAUGGUCAUCAUCAUAACCAAGAAAACGAAGGAUAUAAAAAUAAUUGAUUGCAAAAUCAAACAUUUGGACGAAUUAUCGAGAGGAAUUGGUCAGAAUUACAGUUGAAAUGAAAAGGGUUAUCCAAAUGGUUUUUACAAGACAAACAAAAGCAAUCAACAAGAUAAAGUCAUCAUGAUGGAAGCUCAGAAACAAUUAUUUAUAUUAUUAUUAUCUUGCCUCAAUAAUUGUCAAAUUUGGUAUAUAAUAAUAAUACAAAAUACGGAUCUCUUCAUUUCUUUCUCAUACCCAUACACAUACAUAAAUACACACAAAAUCAACCCCAAAUUUUAUUAGAGUCUGUUACAAUUAAGUGAAAAAAAAAUCUCAAAACAAAUUCUUUUUCUUUCUUUUUUUCUUAAAAUACUGAAAUAAGAUGAAAUUUUGUUACUUU